AUGUUCAAGGAGAAGAUGGAGACGGAUGUGCGACAAGCCACCGACUACAAAGAGUCAAUUUCACAAUUGCAGAGUCGCGUUACGGAGCUCGAGACCAUCCGCACGCGACUAGAGAUUGUAAACAAGGGCCUAGAGUCGGAACUCAACGAUACCCGGAGCUGUCUAAAGUCAGUGAAGAUGGAGCUGGACAUGAUGCAGCAGAAGCACACAUUUGAGGUCGACGACGUUAGGCGGAGACACCGUAACGAAAUUGAAGACCUCGAAUCGCGACAUCGAAAAGACACAGACCGAAUGGAGAGGGAAAGAGAAGAAGUAGAGAGGAAGAUACGCAUCGAACUCGAGGGACGAAUCGACAGAUUACUGAAAGAACACGGCGAGGAGCUCGCAGUGCUACGGAAGAAGCUCGAUGCCGACACCGAAGCGGAACGGAGCAGACGCACACAAGAGGCACAGAAGAUUGAGGGGGAAUAUGCGUCAAAGCUCAGAGCAGCCGCUCUGGAUGCGGAUGCGAAGCAGCGCGAGGCACAACUGGUCCAGGGCGAGCUCACAAAUGUCAAGUCCGAGCUGGAUCGGGAGAGGAUUCUUAAGAGCGGUCUUCAAGGCCAAUUGACUGAAAUGACAACACAGAACCUGACCCUGGACGCAGCGAACAAGGCAAUGAAGGAAAAGAUCGACUUUCUCGAGUCGGACAGCCAGGCGCAAUCGUCAGCCUUCAACGACCUCCACAAGCGUAUGCAAGACGCCAUUGAGGCAGCAGAAAGGGCGCAGGAUAAGCUGCGCCAGGAGGAGACGCUACGAAGGAAGCUCUUCAAUCAGGUGCAGGAACUCAAAGGCAACAUCAGAGUCAUGUGUCGUGUGCGGCCAGCUCACGAGACAGAGAGUAACCCUGCGCAAAUAUCUUUCCCCGACACCGAUACCGACAGCAAGGAGGUCGCUGUGCUCGGUCCAAACAAGAUCAGCGCAACUGGAAAGGAUAUCACGGCCGCAUACUCGUACUCUUUCGAUCGCGUGUUCGGGCCUGUGGCGCAAAACGGCGAAGUGUUCGAAGAAAUCAGUCAGCUUGUGCAGAGCGCCCUCGACGGGUACAAUGUAUGCAUCUUCUGCUAUGGUCAGACGGGUGCCGGGAAAACACAUACCAUGUCGUCCAGUGACGGUAUGAUUCCCCGCGCCACAAAACAAAUCUGGGAUGAAGCACAAAGACUACAAGAAAAGGGGUGGCGUUACAACAUGGAAGGAUCUUUCAUUGAGGUCUACAAUGAGACUUACAAUGAUCUGCUCGGCCGCUCAGAAGACCUGGAUAAGAAAAAGGUUGAAGUGCGGCACGAUCCAGUAAAGAAGCAAACCAGCCUCGAAAAUGCUGUCAGCGUCAUGCUCGACGGGCCUGGCCGAGUGGAAGAGAUCCUAGAGACAGCCAGCAAGAACAGAACGGUGGCUGCAACCAAGGCCAACAUGCGAUCCAGUCGAAGUCACUCAGUGUUCAUCCUAAAGCUGAUUGGCACCAACGAGAUUACGGGCGAAAGAAGCGAGGGCACACUCAAUCUCGUCGAUCUCGCAGGAUCCGAACGACUAGAGCACUCCAAGGCUGAAGGCACACGCCUCAAGGAAACACAGAACAUCAACAAGAGUCUGAGUUGCUUGGGUGAUGUCAUCAACGCCCUUGGGUCAGCGAAGGAGGGCGGACACAUCCCGUACAGAAACUCAAAGCUCACAUAUCUCCUCCAAUACUCGCUCGGCGGCAACUCAAAGACACUCAUGUUCGUCAUGGUCAGCCCAUUACAAGCACAUUUGCAAGAGACGAUUACGAGUCUCAAAUUCGCAACCAAGGUGCACAACACGCACAUCGGCACAGCGAAGAAGCAAACCAAGACAUCAUAA
Molecule: messenger RNA, 1875 nt
Organism: Pyrenophora tritici-repentis Pt-1C-BFP
Lineage: Eukaryota; Fungi; Ascomycota; Dothideomycetes; Pleosporales; Pleosporaceae
Product: KIP1, Kinesin protein
Biological process (GO): microtubule-based movement
Cellular component (GO): microtubule cytoskeleton
Molecular function (GO): microtubule binding; ATP binding; microtubule motor activity
Source: RefSeq, a predicted model, not a curated record